AUGUCUGUCACCAAAGAAAUCGUUGCGGAUGACAUCUACAUGUUCCCCUGGGGACAUUUGGAUGAAACCGGAGAAGGCCCCCCUGAGGAGAUGUGCAAGCUCCAGGCUCAGGUAUACUUAUCCGCGCCGAGUACUCCAAUGCCAACAUCAGAGGCAACCAAAGGGCCACGCCCUCAUGCCUACAGGGAUGGGGAGGGUUUGCUCGCGCACCUGCGGUGUGGUUUACCUACGUUGAAUGGCAUUGUCCCUCCACCCAGUGGAAAGGACAUAGUAUAUUGGAUGUACGUCGCUGGACCAUUCGAUUACCAGCAGCAGACGCAAAACGGCCAGUCACCGCAGGAAUCGCUGCCUCCACCUGGUGGAUGGCGUAUUGUCACCGAUAGGAGCAAGAACUUCGUCACUAUGUUGGUGCAUAACGCCGACCCGCGCGCUCGGGGUCGGUUUGAACGAGUGCCAGUGCGGAGAGGCCUGGUGGAGGUGACUCGCCGAGACGGUAUGAUCGUUGAGACCAGGAUUCUACCGCCAGAGUAUGACUGA
Messenger RNA from Aspergillus versicolor CBS 583.65, 537 nucleotides. RefSeq lists its product as uncharacterized. The transcript has a single exon. The coding region runs from base 1 to 537 and encodes 178 amino acids. The record is from RefSeq and is a predicted model, not a curated record. NCBI's taxonomy places the organism in Eukaryota, Fungi, Ascomycota, Eurotiomycetes, Eurotiales, Aspergillaceae.